ACAAUUAAAGUUGAAGGUCGUCCUUAGCAUGACUGCAGGCGAUAAGUUGUCGGGUGUGCAGCAGCUGUUAUCGACGAGGAGCGUAAUAUCAGAUAUUAAACACUCAAUCGCUAUCAAGUGUGAAAACAUCUUAAAAUCUCCGGAGGAAAAUGUAACAUGUAUAUUCUCAUUUAUCUCUCAAGAUGAACUUACUUAGAGACAUUAUAAAGACUUUUGAAUCUGAACAUUUCCGAAAACUCAGACAAAUUAGGGCUUUGGUUAUUGCCUCUUUGUGUGUCGUUUUCAGGGACGUGCUACCUGCUUACCGCAUACGACCUGCUACUGAGAAAGAAAAGUCACAACCGACUAAAAAAGAAACUAGGAAAAUAUGGUAUUAUGAGGAACACUUACUUCUAAACUACCGGAAGUAUACUGAAUUGCUCAGAGUUAUCCUAAGAGGUAAUCGCAUUAAAUACAAUUAUUUCCAGACAAGUGUUUGGACAUGAAGUCUCCUCGUUUGAAAAUAUACUCAAAAUUGGAUUGGAAUGAAGUAGUCUUGCAAUUUUUUAGUGACGUUUUGCAGAACGAAAAGCUAACUGCCAUAAGGUGCGUCUGUCAGCUCUUAGAAAGUCAUCCAGACUUCAACUACAGCAAAGAGUUAAUAGAAGUUUUACCCCCUUACCUCAACAUUACAAGGACGCAGGUUUCUUCACUGAUAAUAAAGACUCUGAAUAACAUGUUUGAAAACGAUGCUGAUCGAGACGUUACUCUAACGGUACUAUUCAAUUUUUUUCAGUUGACUUUAAAAGAUCUGUCGUACCAUUCAUCGCUUUUGUCGGUCAAAGUCUUAUAAAGUUGGAGUCUCCGUCAUCAAGGCUUUGUCCUGUGUCUCUAUUACAGAGGUCGAACGCCAUGAAGAGGAAGGAAAGCCUAAGCUCGAUAGGCGUCUACGUUCACGGCGUGAAAGAAAGGAGUCCAAAAUGGAGCGCAAACUUCAGAAGGAAAUGGCUGAAACCCAGUCCCUUCAAACAAGAGAAAAACGUCUGAAAAUGAACACCUUGGUUAUGAAUGAAGUACUGUUUGUUUUCUUCAAAAUUUUGAAGACAACAUCUGACUCUGAACUUUUGUCUGCCAUUUUUAAAGGAUUAUCUAAAUACGCCAAGUUAAUCAACACACAGUAUGUAGACAAUCUUAUGUCUGUUCUAAAUGGAAUGGUAGCAAAAAAAUCAACCAGCAUUGUGGAUGGUCUACAUUGUGUACAUACAGCUUUGUCUAUCAUAUCGUCAUCUGAUGCGUCUGAUGUUCUCACUACAGAUCCUACUGCAUUUUGUAAUCAUUUAUACACUAUCCUGGGACGCAUCGUGGGCGUCGGUGUGAGUGAUAUAACAGAGAGUGACAAUGCAGUUUCUCACUUACCUUCCAUAAUCAAAGCCUAUGAUCGCUCGAAUACCCCAGCUGCACAAGCUGCUGCCAAUCUUGUGCAACGAUCUAAAAUCACCGAAAGUUCGAAUAAAACUACAUGUCCAGAUGAAACCACUUCUGUUACUGCCAGUAUAAGCAAUAGGAUUAGUGCGUACGAAAUGGAACAUAUCUCAGAUACCCUUAUAUCUUGUUUAAAUAUACUUCUUGUGAGAAGAAAACAUGAGGUUUCAACCAACCGAAUCCUCGCAUUCUCGAAGCGUUUAUCUAGCGCAGCUUUGGCAGUAUCAGAUCCAUACUGCUCCAGUUCCUUGCUUAUCAAGCUUUUCCAUCUUCUUCGUCUUUUUCCGCGUUGUGAAAUUCUAUUCGACUGUGAUCCAGAAAUAUGCAGUAACUAUAAACCAGAUUUAAAUGAUCCAGAAUUAUGCUUUCCUGCCAGCGCAUGUUUAUGGGACCUACUUCUAUUAAAAAAGCAUUCUGAUCCCGUGGUAAAUCAACUAGCUAAUUUAAUUAUGCAAUGGGGAAACGAUGUUUGUGUUGGGGGGAUAGGAGUUACUUCGACAAAACAGUACAUGCUACAUAUCGAUGGGAGACAAGUUUCUUUAGACCAUCUAACGCAUCUGUCAUCUGAUGAUCUCCGUAUUGAAUUAAAGACGCUUAUCGAGAAAGACAUUAGCGUUCCUGAAAUACAAUCCACAAAACAAAUAAACACUUCCGAUUUCCAGUUAUCGGAUUCAUUCAUAAAAUAUUUAUCAGAAUAUGAUCUAACUUCAGAUGUUGAGCCACCAGCAAAGAAAAUGAAGUCAUUAUAAUAUUUUAUUUAAAUUAAGCUAGUAUUCCUGUAAAGUUAAGCGUACUAGAUGACGCUUGAAUAACUCCUACUUUUUCAUAUACACAAUAAAAUUACCAUAAAAUGUGAAUCAAUUUUACUUGACAAAAAUAAACACAAAAUAACAGGCUGGUA
This is a messenger RNA of Schistosoma haematobium, 2362 nucleotides long. It is a transcript of the gene NOC3L, whose product is annotated as Nucleolar complex protein 3. The transcript is spliced from 9 exons. The coding region runs from base 960 to 2210 and encodes 416 amino acids. Lineage: Eukaryota; Metazoa; Platyhelminthes; Trematoda; Strigeidida; Schistosomatidae. Gene Ontology annotation, biological process: DNA replication initiation. The record is from RefSeq and is a predicted model, not a curated record. Gene Ontology annotation, molecular function: chromatin binding. Gene Ontology annotation, cellular component: nucleolus.